AUGCCUAAACCCAUACAAGACGCCCUCAGUGAAGUGAUGGGAUUGUACACUAAGACUGAAGAAGACUUUGAUGCACAUUGCAAUCAUCAUGUGACCAAGUGGAUUAAUAACAAGAAGGAAACAGACUCCAAGAAGCAGGAACUUGAGCUGGCCACUAUGAAGUUGCAACUACAUAAACUCCAAGAAGAGGUCAAGGACAAGAAGAAGGAGAAAACCUCUCGACUGAUGACUGUACAACAAGACUCUGCUGAUGGGGAUCACACAACCACCACAAACAUUUUCGCCAACAGCAAUAUACGCUCGCAGUUUCUCUAA
Messenger RNA from Knipowitschia caucasica, 315 nucleotides. The record is from the annotation of a GenBank genome assembly. NCBI's taxonomy places the organism in Eukaryota, Metazoa, Chordata, Actinopteri, Gobiiformes, Gobiidae.